Molecule: messenger RNA, 1110 nt
Organism: Acanthosepion pharaonis
Lineage: Eukaryota; Metazoa; Mollusca; Cephalopoda; Sepiida; Sepiidae
Source: the annotation of a GenBank genome assembly
AUGCUGCGUAAACGCCUACAACGGACGGGCGGGCUUUCAUUUAAAAGUGGCCGUAUUCGGUCGUCUGUUCCCAUCCGCACGCGUAAAGGCAUUGUCCAUCGGCUGUCUAUCUGUCUGUCUUCCUUCCUUCCUUCCUUCCUUCAUUCUGUCUUUCCUUCCUUCCUUCUUUCCUUCCUUUUUUCCUUCUUUCUUUCCUUCUUUCCUUCUUUCCUCCCCUUCCUCCUUCCUUUUUUUCCUUCCUUGUUUUUGCUUUUGAUUUCAUUAUUUUCCUUUUUCAUUCCUUCCUUCCUUCCUUCCUUCCUUUUUCCUUCCUUCCUUUUUUCUUCCUUCUUUCUUUCCUCCUUCAUACCUUCUUUAUAUUAUUUCCUCCUCUCUUCCUUCCUUCCUUCUUUUUUAGUUUUUUUUUCAACUCCUUCCUUCCUUUCUUCCUUCCUUCUUUAUUUUAUUCUUUCCUUUCUUUUACAAAACAUCCUUUCUUUUUGGUCCUUCCUUUAUUUUCUUCUUUCCUUCCUUAUUUUUUCUUUUUUUUUGGUUUUUCCUUCCUUCCUUUUUUCUUUCCUUCCUUCCUUUUUUCUUUCCUUCCUUCCUUUUUUCUUUCCUUCCUUCCUUCCUUCCUUCCUUCCUUCCUUCCUUCCUUCUUUUACCCUUCCUUCUUUCCUUCCUUCAUUUUUUUUUUUUUUUAACUUCCUUCCUUUUUCAUUCCUAAUUCUUUCUUUCUUUCUUUUUUUUUUCUUUUCUUUCUUUAUAAGUGAUUCCUUCCUUCCAUCUUUCCUUCCUCUUCCUUCCUUCCUUCCUUUCUCUUCGCAACACUCACAAGGCCUCAAGUGUUUUCACAGUCGAUGUGAACUGACCGUACUUAUUUUUUAUCCAUCUCAAUCUGUUUAUAUCUCUCGCCAUCUUCUUAUCAAUAUCUAUCUAUCUAUCUCUGUCUAUAUAUAUAUUCCUGUUCAUAACUCUCUCUCUCUCUCUCUCUCUCUCUCUAUCUAUCUAUCUAUCUCAGUCUGUUCAUUAUCUAUCUAUCUAUCUAUCUAUCUAUCUAUCUAUCUAUCUAUCUAUCUAUCCUUUUUACGAUGUAUCUAUCUGACUAUCUAUUCAUAUCUAUUUUCAUAG